Molecule: messenger RNA, 1239 nt
Organism: Gigantopelta aegis
Lineage: Eukaryota; Metazoa; Mollusca; Gastropoda; Neomphalida; Peltospiridae
Molecular function (GO): metal ion binding
Source: RefSeq, a predicted model, not a curated record
AUGGAUGGAUAUGAAUAUGAAUUGCUUGCUUCUUGUACUAUAGGAGGUGUACUAGCUCGAAAAUAUCGUUCAUUACGUACUGGUAUUGUAGUAUGCUUAGCUCAAGUUGAAGGACCACUAGUUAAUGGAUUCUUCUGUUUAGCUACUGAAGCUCAUGAUGAUGAUGGACUUCCCCACACAUUAGAGCACUUGAUUUUUAUGGGAAGCGAAAAAUAUCCUUAUAAGGGUGUCCUCGAUUUAUUAGCUAAUCGAUGCCUAGCUCAGGGUACUAAUGCAUGGACUGAUGUCGAUCAUACAUGUUAUACAAUCACUACAGCUGGUAGUGAAGGGUUCCUUAACCUUCUCCCUAUAUACUUGGACCAUAUCCUAUAUCCAACACUCACUGAUGCAGCGUAUAUUACUGAAGUUCAUCAUGUUAAUGGUGAAGGAGAGGAUGCUGGUGUUGUGUAUUGUGAAAUGCAAGCUCGAGAAAAUACCAGUGAAGAUUUAACACACUACCAUUUGGUCCAGUUAAUGUAUCCUGGACACUGUGGAUAUAAGUCUGAAACUGGUGGUCGUAUGCUUUAUAUAAGGACCAGUACAAGUAACGAAAAGGUGCGGUCUUAUCACCAUAGUUACUAUCGCCCCGACAACUUAGUUUUAAUAGUCACAGGUCAAGUAGAACCUGAUCAGCUAUUUAAAGCAAUACAACCUUUUGAAGAGAAAAUUUUAAGCAAAGGGCAACUCUCUUCAUUUGAUCGUCCAUGGCAAAGUCCUAUUGAUCCAUUAGAGAGCACUAAAGUUGAGGAAGUUCCUUUUCCAACAAGUGAGGAAGACGAUGGCUUGGUCAGGAUAGGAUGGCGUGGACCAAAAGCUAAAGAACGAUAUGCUAUGACAGCUAUGGAAGUAUUGAUGGAAUAUUUGACAGAUACACCUGUAGCUCCAUUACAACGAGAUCUUGUUGAAAUUGAAGAGCCCUAUUGUUGUGAUGUUGAUGUUCUGCAAUUAGAAAAUAAUGUUACUGUCUUUGGUAUAACUUUAGAAGGUGUCCCAACAGAGAAGCUAGUCAAUAUUAACAUCAAGGUUAAGGAGGUUUUAGAAAAGUUGUCCAAUGGUACAGAAGAAAUUGACGUGAAACGAAUGACUAAUAUUUUAAAUCAAAGAAUUUUGAAAGUAGCCAAUCAGGUGGAAGAAAGUCCUCAUUAUUUUUUUGCCUUUUCACUGAUUGGAGAUUUUUUGUUUGGGGAUACCCCUGAGGAU